AGUUCCAUCCUUAGCUAUAUACUUUACCGUCAUAGAUCUCCGUUGUUAAGUGAGCCAUUUGUUAAGUGAAUUCUGCCCCAUUAUACCACCUUUCUUGCCAUGGUUGUUACGUGAAUCACUGCAGUCCAUAAGCUAAUAACCCAGCGGUUAAGUGAAUCUGGCUUCCCCCAUUGACUUUGCUUGUCAGAAGGCUGCAAAUGAGGAUCACCUGACCUUGGCACACAGCAACGGUCAUAAAUAGGAGCCAGCUGCACAGCUUCUGAAUUUUGAUCCCGCGAUCAUGGGGGCAUCAGCAAAGGCAGUAAGUGUGAAAAACAACGGUCAUCGGUCACACGUUUCAGUGCCGUUGUAACUUUGAACGGUCACUAAAUGAACCGUGAUAAGUCGACGACUCCCUGUAUUCUGUUACUGAAAUGAAGAGAAACAAGAAAAGGGGCGGGCACUCGUCCACCCACUUAACCUCAGGCAGUUUUCAAGGACUGGGCCAACUGAAAGCGGGGACGGCAGCAGCAACAGCAACAGCAGCUCCCUCCUGUUUCCAGCAGCCUUGUCGUCACUUCCGCCCAAUACACAGGGGCGAUGAAGGCUGGCCGCGGCUUCGCGCCGGGGUCGCCUCCGCGGGACGGUUCGGGCUCUGCCCGGAGGAGCCCCUUCCUUUGGGCGCUGCUCUGCCUCGGGCUGUGGCGGUGGCAGGUCUCCGGAAUGGCCACUCCGGACCAGAAUCUUGUGAGAAGAAUCAAGAAAAGAAAUCAAAUUCUAUAGCAUCGUUUGAAUGGACUAAAGCAGGGGUUUCAUCAUACCGGAGCCACGCCCACCCCAUUGCCGGCAAUGGCAAAAAAGCUCCCAUACGUUGCGUGAUGUCACGUGACGUCGCGAGUUGGACAUGUCUGGACUAAAGAUUAAGACUGUUAAAAGUAAAAGGAAGGAAUAUAACAUUGGUUUCUUUGAUCAAGUUUAAAUUAAGAUAUGUUGCUAUUUCAGGCUAGCCUUAUUUGGACUUUCUGCUAGAACUGAAAAGAUGAUGCGUUAUGGAUGUGACUAUACAUAAAAAAUGGGUCAGAUAAAGAAUUAAAAGACGGUGAAGCAUUACAAAAACCUUUUAUAUUUGUUAUGAUGAAGGUGAAACCCCGCAUCGUCAUGGAGCAAUUGCUGUGGGUCAGCGGUGGUGCAAUCGGGGAGGUGGACACGUUCAGGAUCCCUCUCAUCACUGCGACGCCUUACGGCACCCUGUUGGCCUUUUCGGAAGCCAGGAAGACUUCUUCUUCUGACAUUGGAGCUAAAUUCAUAGCCUUUCGCAGAUCGAUAGACAAAGGUGCCAACUGGAGUCCAACUUCGUUCAUAGUUGAUGAUGGUUCCCUCAUAGAUGGUCUCAACCUUGGAGCUGUGGUGGUAGAUUGGGAAAAGGACAUGGUGUUCUUGAUAUAUACUCUCUGUGCACACUACCAAGGAUGCUCCACCUCCAGUGUCAUGAUAAUUCGCAGCUUGGAUGAUGGGAUCACGUGGAGUCGUCCCCGGAACCUCUCUGAGGAAGUUGGCACAACCAUGUUUGCCCCCGGACCAGGCUAUGGCAUCCAGAAACGCUACGAGCCCAAGAAGGGACGCUUGAUUGUUUGUGGUCAUGGGACUUUAAAGCUGGACGGGAUCUCCUGCCUCCUCAGUGAUGACCAUGGCAUGACCUGGUAUUAUGGGAGACAGCCCUUGCAUGGCAUCCCUUACGGAAUGCCGAAGAAUUACAGUGACUUUAAUCCUGAUGAAUGCCAGCCCUAUGAGCUACCAGAUGGCUCCGUGGUGGUGAACGCCAGGAAUGAGAAUUUCUAUCACUGCAGAUGUCGCAUCGUGGUUCGCAGUUAUGAUGGCUGUGACACCCUUCCGCUGGAGAACGUGAGAUUUGACGAGUAUUUAGUGGAUCCUGCAGUGGCUGCAGGGGCUCUUGUCAAAUCUGGUCUGAUUUUCUUCACGAAUCCAGCCCAUCGUCAGUUGCGGGUCAACCUGACUCUGCGCUGGAGUUUCACCAACGGGUCUUCUUGGUGGAAAGAGCCCUUGCUGAUCUGGAGAGGCUCCAGCGGCUAUUCCUCCAUGACAGCCCUGCAGGGAAAUUCUCUGGGGGCCGAUCACUGUCUCUUUAUCAUUUACGAGAAGGGCGAAGUCGAAUAUACAGAAAGCAUCUCCGUGGCCAAGAUUAGCCUCAACGGGCAGCUCUGAUCAUCCUUCCUGGGCAUUUUAAAACAUUUUCAAAGUUUGUCAUGGCAGGGAAAGGAAAACCCGUGCUGAGACUGGGGUGAAACCAAAUGAACUGCUGUUGGUGGGAGGGGGGGGGAGUCUAAAGAAUGUAACGGAAGGACGUGGGUAGAGCUUGGGCAUGUCCCAGCAGAAGUCGGAGCGGCUAUAGAAGACCACCUAUUUAUUCUCAAGUCGUGCCCUGCAUUGGGCCUGCCUAAUGAGCAACACACUCCUGAACCUCUCUUUUUAUUCCUUUCUGGCCUUCUGAGGAAGAAUCUCUUUUCCUGUGCUUUUCUCACGUUGAUGAACGUGUGGGUAGAUUUACAGAAAUUGUGGGUAGAUCGGGCAGGGAUGGAAACACAAAGGCAGACUCAAUCAGAGUGGUGAAGGCUAAAUUUAUGCACUUUCUACUGACUUUCUCAAAAAAAUAAAUAAAAUGGAAUCAGGAGCAGAAGGUGUUACUUGCUCGACCCCCACUAAAAUCCACAUCAGUGUGCCUGAGGGUUUGGAAGCAGAGGGGGCAGGAGAGCAAAUCACUUUUUCUUCUGCGUUGCCAACGUCUGUGAUUUCAAAUGAAUGUAUUUAAAACCUGUUUCCCCGUUUUUCUAAUGGGACAGGUUGCCUGUGCGGCUUACAAAAAUGUUGGGUCAUGGAUUUUAGAGCACAAAAAAGGGGGGGGGGGCAGGCAGGGAGGCAAACCAGAACCACCCAUACAAGAGUGAAUACAGCUACAAAACUCACCUUGAGCUCCAGGCAACAGGUAGCAUAAUUGAUGUCAUGAGCCUAAUUUUGGGAAGAUAUCUGGGCUCAAGGACAUGAUGUACCCUAUAGAUUUACACAGGCUGAUCCGAAGCGUCAUGGAAUAAAAAGCUUUAGUAGUUGAUAAAUUGAGCAAGGACUUUUUUCAUUUUGAGCAUGACAAUUUUAAGCAAGGCUGCUGAAAGGCCGCUAGUUACAUGGUGGGAACGGCUUAUUUUGAUCAAGGGGUGCUAACCUUUAUUUAUUUAUGGGCUCUGCUUCUUACAGCACCAGAUCCCAGGAGGGCUUGAGCAACAGCCAAUUAAAAGCAAAUCUUUGCAAAAUGUCCUCCAACAAUGACUACAUAAUUGUCUAAACAAGGAAAACUGAAAAAGAAGAGGGGAGGGAAUGGUUAUUUCUGUUGUGACCGUUUUAUUUAUUUAUUUUAAUCCUGAUGUUUACGUGGUUUGCCUUUUUAAUCUUCAGUUUUAUGAGGAGUGCCUUUAUCCAGACAUUGGAAGUAAACUCUCUUCAGUUACUGGAAGAUAUUAAACUUGUUAAUGAAAUUAACGAAAUGUGAUUCCUUUUGUUAAAUCAGCAGAGGUUCAUCUCAGACUUCAGCUUCUUGGACCAUAACUUAUAUUGUAUAUAUCUGUAUAUAUACAUUUCCUCACCCCUUUGGAGAAAUUAAUGAAAAGGCUUAGUAUUUUUUUUUUUAAACUGUUUUAUUGCUGACUGGGUGGCCUUUAUAUACUUUCGGGUGAAAUGGGAACAAAGGAACAUGCUUUAUGGUUUGGAUGAUUAGGAAAAA
Molecule: messenger RNA, 3769 nt
Organism: Crotalus tigris (Tiger rattlesnake)
Lineage: Eukaryota; Metazoa; Chordata; Lepidosauria; Squamata; Viperidae
Gene: NEU1
Product: neuraminidase 1
Exons: 7
Coding region: 1111-2202 (363 amino acids)
Biological process (GO): oligosaccharide catabolic process; ganglioside catabolic process
Cellular component (GO): membrane; cytoplasm; lysosome
Molecular function (GO): exo-alpha-sialidase activity
Source: RefSeq, a predicted model, not a curated record